Hyaloperonospora brassicae is the source of this 501-nucleotide messenger RNA. The record is from the annotation of a GenBank genome assembly. Lineage: Eukaryota; Oomycota; Peronosporomycetes; Peronosporales; Peronosporaceae.
AUGAACGAAAAAGUGCCCCAAGUCUUUGCUAGCGUGGAGCAGACGCUAGCAGCAGUGGAGGAGCAUCUAGUCGUGCUUUCCACGACUUCUCUGGAAGACUUUAUGGCCCCUCUCAGCUAUCUGGAGCGUGCGAAGGUGCAGGUUUCAUUGGCCUACACAAUCAAUGCGCUACUAUUUGUGUUUUUAAAGACACAAGGAGUGUCUUCUAGCGACAUCCGGCAAAUGCAUGUCAAGCAAGAACUGGAACGCGUGCAAUCUUUUAUCAAGAAGAUCAAAGAGGCGGAAGAACUGACAAAAGGCCCGAAAUUAUUGCUGGACAAGGAUGCUUCCAAACGUUUCAUUCAUAACGCGCUAAGCGCUGACCAAGUGUACGUGGACGCACUAAAGGCGGAGAAGAAAAGUGAGGUUGUUGAUGAGGCACAAGUGCAGACAACAAGCAAAGGAAAACGAGGGGCUUCUGUUUCGAAGGGCAAGAAGAAUAAGCGCCAGCGCGAACAAUAG